Molecule: messenger RNA, 5066 nt
Organism: Cervus elaphus (red deer)
Lineage: Eukaryota; Metazoa; Chordata; Mammalia; Artiodactyla; Cervidae
Gene: ADNP2
Product: ADNP homeobox 2
Exons: 4
Coding region: 168-3608 (1146 amino acids)
Biological process (GO): regulation of gene expression
Cellular component (GO): nucleus
Molecular function (GO): DNA binding
Source: RefSeq, a predicted model, not a curated record
UUUCUGGCCGAGCUGGGAGGAGGGGACGGGGUCGCGCGGGGUGGCGCGCGCCGAGCGGGGGUCCCGCCGCGCGGGGCGGAGGCGGGCGGGCGCGGGGCCCCAGCAGGCGCGGCCAGACGUGCGAGGGACGCGGCGGCGCUGCGGGCGCCCAGCGGAAAAUCUCAAAAAUGUUUCAAAUUCCUGUGGAGAAUCUUGACAACAUCAGGAAGGUACGGAAAAAGGUGAAAAGCAUUCUUGUGGACAUUGGGCUUGACAGCUGCAAGGAGCUGCUGAAGGACCUUAAAGGCUUUGACCCAGGAGAGAAGUACUUUUAUAACACAUCAUGGGGAGAUAUUUCUCUGUGGGAACCUUCUGGAAAGAAACUGAGAUACCGAACAAAACCAUACUGUUGCAGCCUCUGUAAAUACUCCACAAAAGUGCUUACUUCAUUCAAAAAUCAUUUACAUCGUUACCAUGAAGAUGAAAUUGACCAGGAGCUGGUGAUCCCUUGCCCAAACUGUGUGUUUUCCUCUCAACCCAGAGUUGUGGGAAGGCACUUCAGAAUGUUUCAUGCACCUGCUCGGAAAGUCCAGAAUUACACAGUGAAUAUUUUAGGUGAAACUAAAUCAUCUAGGAGUGAUGUGAUAAGUUUUACAUGUUUAAAAUGUAACUUUUCAAACACACUGUACUACAGCAUGAAGAAGCAUGUGCUGGUAGCACAUUUUCACUACUUAAUUAACUCCUAUUUUGGCCUGAGAACUGAGGAGGUGGGUGAGCAUCCUGGAGCUGACGACACCCUCUGUGCAGAGAAGUUGCUCGCGUCUGACAGGUAUUACUGUAAAAAGUGCAACGCCAAUGCCAGCAGCCAGGACGCUUUAAUGUAUCAUAUUUUGACAUCCGAUAUACACCGGGAUUUGGAGAAUAAGCUUAGGUCUGUCAUCUCAGAACAUAUUAAGAAGACUGGCCUUUUGAAGCAGAUGCAUAUUGCUCCCAAACCAGCUACACACGUGGCCGUACCGCCGAAUAGCAGUGCUCCGGGCAUCCCAGCCUCAUCUCCUUGCUACCACCUUGCCUUGCCGCAGAACGGCCAGAGCCAGACUGUGGUGCAGCCGGUUCAGGGUGCAGCCCCUCCGGCGACUGUGGCCGCGGGGGCUGUGGGCAGUGUCACCCACUCUCCGCCAGCCGUUGCCCAGCCUCAUGUGACUCUGGUCUCCAGUCCCCUGCCAGUGGGCCAGAGCAGCCUCACUCUGCCGCCCUCGACGCCUCAGCCUGUCUUUCUCUCUCAUGGAGUCCCACUUAAUCAGGCAGCAAAUCCUCCUGUGUUGCCCUUGAGUCAGCCGGUUGGACCUGUAAAUAAGUCUGUUGGAACCAGUGUCCUCCCCAUAAACCAGACCAUCCGCCCGGGGGUUUUGCCGCUCAGCCAGCCUGUGGGGCCCAUAAGCAGGCCAGUUGGACCUGGAGUUCUUUCGGUGAAUAGACCCGUUGGGUCUGGGGUCCUCCCUGUCAACCCCUCUGUCACCCCUGGAGUGCUUCAGGCAGUCUCGCCAGGGGUGAUUUCUGUGAGUCGGACAGUCCCUUCAGGGGUCCUUCCUGCAGGACAGGUGACCCCUGCUGGGGUCAUCCCUUCAGGACAGACAGCGACUUCUGGGGUUCUUCCUGCUGGCCAGGUGGUUCAGUCAGGGGUGCUCCCUAUCGGGCAGACGGCCCCCUCGGGAGCACUGCCCACAGGGCUGACGGUCCCACUGCGGGUGCUCCCUCCUGGCCAGGUAGUCCCACCUGGGCUCCUUCCCCCCAACCAGACAGUCUCGUCAGCCGUUCUUCCUGUGAACCAGGGCAUUAACUCUGGUGUUCUUCAGCUCAGUCAGCAGGUCAUGUCAGGAGUUCUUCCUAUGGGCCAGCCAGUGAGGCCUGGGGUCCUGCAGCUUAAUCAGUCUGUGAAUACCAACAUUCUGCCUGCAAAUCAGACCAUUAGACCCGGUGCUUCGCCAAACACCACUUUCCUGACAUCAGGCUCUAUUCUCAGACAGCUCAUACCCACAGGGAAACAAGUGAAUGGCAUUCCCACGUACACACUUGCCCCGGUGUCUGUCACUCUGCCAGUGCCCCCUGGAAGCGUCGCCACUGUUGCCCCUCCCCAGAUGCCCAUCCAGCUCCUGCAGUCGGGCACAGCUGCCCAGAUGGCCAGUUCCAUGGCUGGCAUGCCCUCCCCUCCCGUGGUGGUAAAUGCCACUCAGAGUAUGUUUGUUCAGGCCUCUUCGUCUGUGGCGGAGGCAAAUCAGGUGCUCAAACAGGCCAAGCAAUGGAAAACCUGUCCUGUUUGCAAUGAGCUCUUCCCUUCCAAUGUGUACCAGGUCCAUAUGGAAGUGGCGCAUAAGCACAGUGAAUCCAAAGCUGCUGACAAACUGGAGCCAGAGAAACUGGCGGCAUGUGCGCCAUUUUUAAAGUGGAUGAGAGAGAAGACAGUUCGAUGUCUGUCUUGUAAGUGCUUAGUUUCGGAGGAGGAGCUUAUCCAUCACUUACUGAUGCAUGGCCUGGGGUGCUUGUUCUGCCCGUGCACCUUCCACGAUAUCAGAGGCCUCUCAGAGCACAGUCGGACCAUGCACCUGGGGAAGAAGAAGCUGCCCAUGGAUUACAGUAACAAAGGUUUUCAACUGGAUAUCGAUGCCAACGGCAACCUGCUGUUUCCCCACCUUGACUUUAUUACCAUAUUGCCUAAGGAGGAGCUGGGCGAGCGGGAGGUCUACCUGGCCAUCCUGGCGGGGAUACACUCCAAGUCGCUGGUGCCCGUGUACAUCAAGGUGAGGCCCCAGGCUGAGGGUGCUUCUGGGAGGCCCGGCAAGCAGGUGUUGACCUGCCCCUUUUGCUUUGGCACGUUUGUGACAACGGAGGCAUACGAGCUGCAUCUGAAGGAGAGGCACCACAUCACGCCCACAGUCCACACGAUUCUGAAGUCUCCGGCCUUCAAGUGCAUCCACUGCUGCGGGGUCUACACUGGCAACAUGACGCUGGCAGCCAUUGCCAUCCACCUGCUGCGCUGCCGCAGCGCCCCCAAGGACAGCAGCCCUGACCUGCAGGGCCAGCCCGGCCUCCUGGAGAACAGCGAGCUGCUUUUAGUCAACGGUGAGGUGAUCCAUGAUACCAGCUUCUCAGUGAAGAGAAAGCUGCCUGAUGGUCACUCCGGGGCCGAAGACCAGAGGGAUGGCGCGGAGCCGCCCGUCGUCAUAGACGCGGACGCAGACCCGGCCCCAGAAAAGGCAGUGAGUGCUGCACCUGUUAAACGGCAGCGGAGUGAGGGCAGGACGGAGGGACCGCCCGUUAGUGACGACGCUCUUCAGAUUUUAGCAUUAAAUCCUAAAAAGUACGAAGACCGUUCUUACGAAGACAAAAAGCAGUUUCUUAGGGAUUAUUUCCACAAGAGACCAUAUCCCAGUAAAAAGGAAAUAGAGUUGUUAUCUUCACUCUUAUGGGUGUGGAAAAUUGACGUGGCUUCAUUUUUUGGAAAAAGAAGGUAUAUUUGCAUGAAAGCAAUAAAAAAUCACAAGCCUUCUGUACUUUUAGGCUUUGACAUGUCUGAACUUAAAAAUGUUAAACACAGUUUGAACUUUGAGCAUGAACCACAAAACUUGUAAAAAAAAAAAAAAAAAGGAAAUCUAAAGUAUUAGAUAAUUAGUUUUUUCAAUUGAGAUUUUUAAAAAUGUUAUUUUCUUCACUGUAUGUUGAACUAAUCAAUUUCAGUGGUCUUUAUGCUGCUCUUUAGAUUUAUUUCAGGUGCUCAGAAAGACUUCUGUAUAAAGAAGUGAGUAGUUCUUUCAAAUUUGUUUCCUGCAGUUUGAUUUUGUAAGAAUUACUUUUUGUUUUUUUCUCUGUCAUGUAAAUUAAAUCUUUUGAUAUUUCAUGCACGCCUUGUUUUCCCAGUAGUGUCACUAUCGUAUGAUAAAAACUGAAAUCUAUAUAUGUUUAUUUUUCAUUUAAGGAAAUUUCAGCUUGUUUCAGAACACUUGAUUAACUGCAAAUUAAAACUGCUCUCCCUCAGCUUCCCAAGUAGCAACAGACGAUACAGUAAAUGUUUAGAGAAGUGAGUAGCAGCCCCUGUGACAUGUCUGGUUCAUUAAGGAUGCACUGCAUUAACUUAUGCUGAUUUCUUCUUGUAAGGUAUUUGCUAAUUAGAUUAUAAUUUUGAUUUACGUUUUUUCAGUUGUUUACGUCCUAACAGUUGUUUCUGAUUGUAACUCAGAAAACCAAAUGUUUUCAUUUGUUAAAAAUAUACUGAACCUGAAGUCUGGUAUUUAAAUCAAGAAUUAUUUUACAAAUAAAGUAAUUCUGUAGGUACAAAAUACUUCUCACUGUAGACUUUUCCCCUCUUUUUGAUAUGGUGAUAAGUCUCCAUUCAAAGACAAGACAGUAAAUCUUUAGUGCCUUUAGAACAAACACUGAAAACACACACACAAGCUGACCUAACUGUGCAUAAACCAGCGAAAGGGAAGGUCAGUGUUACUCAGGAAUAAAAUGUUGACCCCUGAGUGUGGCUACUAAGAUUUAAACACAGGUUUUUAGGGAACAAGGUGAAACACAUGGACUGGAGCUAGUCUCCUGGUUGGUGUAUUAAAUCUGACAGUUUCCUGAAGGUAAAUUUAUUCAUUCUAGGAAAAUGGGCUUUCCCAUAGCCUGGUGUCCAGGUUACUGGGAUGGGCUAUUGCUAAGGAAUCAAGUGUGUUACUGUCCUUCGGCCAACGAGGCCUCAUUUUUUCCACAAAAUCUGAAAUAACUUAAAGCACCAGAAGCAGUUAUGGAGACCAGCCUGUUUGACCUUGAGCCACAGUGCUGGUGAUGCACAGCAGAGGUGCCUGUGCUGCGUUCUUGGAAGAUGCGACAGUCUCUGGGAAAUCAGAUACUGUUACCACGUGGAGUUUUAAAGUAUAAUUCUUGCAUGUCAUUGCUGUAAUGUACAUUUUUGAGGCAAUCGUGAAACUGGCGUGUGUGUGAUUGUUGGUGUGCUCUGUUGUAAAUUCAAAGAGCUUGUUCCAGUUUGUUUUUUUUACCUAUUGUUUUCAGAGUGUCUAUUUUGAAUUAAAACUUGUUAUACCACU